Caenorhabditis angaria is the source of this 533-nucleotide messenger RNA. NCBI's taxonomy places the organism in Eukaryota, Metazoa, Nematoda, Chromadorea, Rhabditida, Rhabditidae. The record is from the annotation of a GenBank genome assembly.
AUGUUACUCAUCGCAGUUUUUAUAUUUCUCUCAAAAAUCGCCGAAUCAAAAAGUCCUGGCUAUGCACCUCCAACAAAAUUUCAUUUCAAGCCAACAAUUAACUGCACUUUGGGUCUUAAAGGAACUUGGUGUAUUCAAGUUUGGGGUUUAGAGGACGAUAUUGGGUGAGUUUUUUGUUUGAUCACAAAACAUUAGACUAUUUUUAUAGUAUUUUUUCUUCGAAUUACGACGAACUUGGAAAAACAGAAAGAAUAUGCCAACCUUUCUCAAAAACGGAGCUGGCGCUACAUUUUGAAGGGGGAGACACGCAUGACUACGGUGGUAGUUUUGAAGUUGUUGUUGGUUAUCGACACAAUUGCACCGUCGAUGGCGGGAUUAAAGAGUUUGUGAGCAAAAUUCAUGACCUUCCAGGAGAUAUGUAUAGACCUCAAGUUGUAAGUGGAAACGCAUUGCUGGAUGAUCACGGAACUCCUAAGGCUGAUGGAAAAUGGACCUCGAGAAAGUUUAUGGGGUAUGAAAUUGAGGUUAAAUAA